Capsella rubella is the source of this 1168-nucleotide messenger RNA. RefSeq names its product expansin-A5. Bases 105 to 881 code for a protein of 258 amino acids. The transcript has 3 exons. Gene Ontology annotation, biological process: plant-type cell wall organization. The record is from RefSeq and is a predicted model, not a curated record. Lineage: Eukaryota; Viridiplantae; Streptophyta; Magnoliopsida; Brassicales; Brassicaceae. Gene Ontology annotation, cellular component: extracellular region.
CAGUUUCAUUCAUCAUCAUAUUCAUUGACGAAAACACCCUUUUGCUUCUCUCUCUUUGUCUCUUUUGCAUGUUGUGAUUUGCUUUUUUUUUGCUUCACAACAACAUGGGAGCUUUAGUAAUCUUCUCGGUUCUUGUGGUAGUUCAGCUCAUAGUGUUCUCCGUUUGCGUUCAAGGCAGUUACCGUCGUGGCGGUGGCCAUCAUCCCGGUGGUCAUAUGGGACCUUGGACUAAUGCUCAUGCUACUUUUUACGGUGGUGGUGAUGCUUCCGGCACUAUGGGUGGAGCAUGCGGCUAUGGGAACUUAUACAGCACAGGUUACGGACUAGAGACGGCAGCAUUAAGCACAUCGUUAUUCGAUCAAGGACUUAGCUGUGGAGCAUGUUUUGAGCUGAUGUGUGUCAAUGAUCCUCAAUGGUGCAUCAAAGGCCGAUCCAUUGUGGUCACUGCCACUAACUUUUGUCCUCCUGGUGGUGCAUGCGACCCUCCAAACCACCAUUUCGAUCUUUCUCAGCCGAUCUACGAGAAAAUCGCGCUGUACAAGUCCGGUAUCAUCCCUGUUAUGUAUAGAAGGGUUCGGUGCAAGAGAAGUGGUGGGAUAAGGUUCACUAUCAAUGGCCAUUCAUACUUUAACUUGGUCCUGGUCACGAACGUGGGUGGAGCCGGAGAUGUACACUCGGUUUCGAUGAAAGGGUCGAGGACAAGAUGGCAAUUAAUGUCAAGAAAUUGGGGGCAGAAUUGGCAAAGCAACUCUUAUCUCAAUGGUCAAAGUCUGUCGUUUGUUGUUACUACAAGUGAUCGUCGAAGUGUCGUCUCGUACAAUGUUGCACCUUCUAGUUGGUCCUUUGGCCAAACCUAUACCGGAGGGCAGUUUCGGUAUUAGUUAUAUAUAACGGGUUUCGGUUUCGAUUUCGGUUCGGUUCGGUUCGGGUUUGGUUUAUGUAAUGUUUUUUCCUUUUUUUUUUCGGUUUCAAGUUGGGGACUUUUUUUUGGGUAACCAAUUGAGAUUGGGACUGAUAGUGAUAUGUAGCGAAUAUGUGUGGGAACGAGAAAAAAAAAAGAGAAAUAUAAUUCUCGUUUUAUUAUGUAUGAAAAUGAAAAGUGAUGUUAUGUAUUUGCUUUAACUAAUUUGUAUUUUUAUACUAAAGUGAAAAUUUCAUAUUAUAUAUA